AGGAAUAUUCCUUCUUUCCUUCUUUUCUGGAAGAGUUUGUGUAAUUUGAUAUUUCUUCAUUAAACAUUUGGGUGAAAACUCUUUUGAUGAAAUGCUUUAGAACUAGUGUUGUAGACCAUGUUUUGGGACUUAAACAUGAAAUAAUCAAUUCCUGUCGGUUUGAAUGCUCUUGUUUUUAUUCAUUUCCUCCCUUAUGCAGCACUGGCUACUUCACCUUUUCCUUCCUGGUUGUGUGGGGCUCGGCUAAGUCACCACACAGGAGAGCGCUGAGGCCAUUUGAGGCCUGAGCCUGGUCCUUAGGACUACGCUCUCUCCCUGCCACCAGGCGGCCUGCCCCAGCCCUUCUCAGCCAUCUCCACACUCCUCUGACAGAAUGAAUGCCCUCGAUGGUGUCCCCUUCAAGGUGCCCAAGGGCUUUGUGAUAGGCAAAGAGCCCCUCCCUGGGCCAGAGCUCAGUGUCCCAGCCUGCAGGGAGCUUCUGCUGGGUUCUAUGCACGACUUCAGCCUGGAGCGGAGGACGCUCUUCUGGGUGGAAGCUGUCAUCCAGGGACCCUGCCCGUUCCAGUGCGAUGCCCCAGGGACAGCGUCAGCCCCUCCCGCCUGGCAUUUGCUGGUUAGCCCCGAACACGAGCUGGUGCCCGGGUCUGCCGCAGCCAAAGGCCCUGAGGCCGGGCCCCAGGAGCCGCUCAAGGAGGGGGAGGAGGACCAGGACGAGGAAGAAGCCUCCUCUGCCAGCGAGGAAGAGCCGGCUCCCUGCAGCCCCCAGCCGGGCUCCCCGGCGAGCCCCAGCCCCGGCCAUCGCGGGUGCUCCCUGGACGUGCUGAGCGGCGUGAGGUCGGAGCUGGCCGGGGCUCGGCGGCGGCUCUCCGAGGGCAGGCUGGCUGCCCGCCCCCGCGCCCUCCUGCACCGCAUCCGCCACCGGGCGCUGAGCCUCUGCCCCAGCCCCGCGCCGCCCCCUAGCCCUGCACUCCCGCUCCCCGGUGCACCCGCGGCGCCCCUGCGGCCCUCCACUGCCGGCGCCAUGUCCCCGCUGCGGAGCCACAAGCCCACGGUCGCGUCCCUCAGCCCGUACACCUGCCUGCCACCUCCUGGGGGGGCGCCCCAGCCUCUCAACGCCCACAGAUUACACCCUGAUUCUGCUGACCUGCUGUCUGCCCUGAGCCGGGAGGAGCAAGACCUCAUCGGGCCAGUGGUCGCCCUGGGGUAUCCCCUGCAUAGGGCCAUCGGGGCUCUGCAGAAGACAGGGCGGCAGAGCCUGAGCCAGUUUCUCAGCUACCUUAGCGCCUGUGACCGGCUGCUGCAGCAGGGCUACAAGGAAGACUUGGUGGAGGAGGCCAUGGAGAUGUUCCAGUUCUCCGAGAGCCAGGCAGGGGAGUUCCUGCGCCUCUGGGAACAGUUCAGCGACAUGGGCUUCCAGCAGGACCGGAUCAAGGAGGUGCUGCUGGUCCAUAGCAACCACCGCGAGCAAGCCCUGGAGGAGCUGGUGGCCUGUGCCCAGUGACUGCUGGGGCCUUCUGCAAUGCCCGAGCCUCCCAGUCCUGUGCCAGACCUGGCGAUCCAUUCAAACUGUAUUAAGACCACAUAAGAAUAACAAAGUGAUGCACGCUCAUGGUAAAAAUGCGAACAAUGCCAAGGGUGGGAGUAAAUACACAGGAGAGGCAAAACUUGACCCAUCUUAGGUUUUCAGCUGGGGCUCUUUAACAAAAAGACAGAUUAACAAGAGUUUAUUAAUGCAUGCAACACAUAUUAUGCGGGAGAAACCUCAAUGAAAAAUAACUCAAAGCAGCAGUUUAGAACUCUGGCUUAUAUAGCAUCUUCAACAAAGAACAGUAAAUUUGUAGAGAAAUGAUAGGACAAAAGAAAACAGUUUUAGGUUUCCAAGGAUGGCAAACGGUGGGAAAGUAACUAUACAGGAGGGAACUGAUGGAGUAAGGUUUGUUUGCAGUUGCCUCUGUUGCCUCUUAGGGCUAAUAAGAAUGUCUCCAGAAAAGGAGAAUGUUUUUGUGUAUGUGUGAGGAAGAUUGGCCCUGGGCUAACAUCUGCCAAUCCUCCUCUUUUUGUUGAGGAAGACUGGCCCUGGGCUAACAUCCAUGCCCAUCUUCCUCCACUUUAUAUGGGAUGCCGCCACAGCAUGGCCUGACAAGCAGUGCGUCGGUGGGCGCCUGGGAUCUGAACCAGCGAACUCCGGGCCGCCACAGCGGAGCGCGCGCACUUAACCGCUUGCACCACCGGGCCAGCCCCCAGAAAAGGAGAAUUUAUGUCCUGCUUUUAGGCAGAAGAGGGGAAGAUAGAGAGAGAUUUUCCUGCAUUUGCUGCUUCCUCAUUACCUUUGCUGGAAAUAAUUUUUAUGUCAAAGAGGCAUAUUUCGGGGUGACAUUCUGGUUUCUUUAAAUACCAAAAGCCUCAACUGAAAGAGUUGAAAGUGGUCACCUGUGGGGAGGGGCAGAUGGGGGAGCAUGGAUGAGGAACUGUGUUUUUUCAUACAAGCCUUGUAAAACUACCUGUAUUUGACUCUAAACUGUGUGCAUUAGUAACUCUGAUUUUAGGAAAAUUAAAACAAAUAAAUCACGGGCGGUUCUUUUGGGUCCUGUAGGCCCCUGGUCUUGGUGUGGAAAGAACAUCUAUGCAGGUCAGAAGACCGAAUUUCUGAUUUUGGUUCUGCUGAUGACUAGCUCAAGGCCUCUUUGAGCCUCAGUUUCCCCAGGAAAAGUGGAAAGAUUGGACCUGGCUGCUAUCCAUAAGAAUUCCCUGGGGAGUUUGUUAAAGGCUCCAGGCCCCACUCUUAGAUAAUCUGAUUUAGAAAGACCAGCUUGGCAGCCCCUAAGAAUCUGUUUUGGUUUUAUAAGAAGCUCUCUGAGGAUUCUUUUUUUUUAUCGUUUUUUUUAAUUGCUUUUUUGUUGACCUCUUUCACCCAUUUCUCCCACCCCACAACCUCUGCCUCUGGCAAACGCUAGUCUGUUCUCUGUAUCUACGAGCUUGGUUUGUUUAUGUUUUUGUUUUUUAGAUUCCAUAUAUAAUAUAAGAGAGAUCAUAUAGUAUUUGUCUUUCUCUGACUUAUUUCACUCAGCAUAAUGCCCUCGAGGUCCAUCUGUGUUGUUGUAAAUGGCAAGAUUUCAUUCUCUCUUUUUUUU
This is a messenger RNA of Diceros bicornis minor, 3131 nucleotides long. It is a transcript of the gene UBAP1L, whose product is annotated as ubiquitin associated protein 1 like. Gene Ontology annotation, biological process: ubiquitin-dependent protein catabolic process via the multivesicular body sorting pathway. The coding region runs from base 374 to 1501 and encodes 375 amino acids. Gene Ontology annotation, cellular component: ESCRT I complex. The transcript has 5 exons. Gene Ontology annotation, molecular function: ubiquitin binding. The record is from RefSeq and is a predicted model, not a curated record. NCBI's taxonomy places the organism in Eukaryota, Metazoa, Chordata, Mammalia, Perissodactyla, Rhinocerotidae.